Trachymyrmex cornetzi is the source of this 2927-nucleotide messenger RNA. It is a transcript of the gene Trxr1, whose product is annotated as Thioredoxin reductase 1. Gene Ontology annotation, cellular component: cytosol; mitochondrion. Gene Ontology annotation, biological process: cellular response to oxidative stress; glutathione metabolic process; cell redox homeostasis. NCBI's taxonomy places the organism in Eukaryota, Metazoa, Arthropoda, Insecta, Hymenoptera, Formicidae. Gene Ontology annotation, molecular function: glutathione-disulfide reductase (NADPH) activity; thioredoxin-disulfide reductase (NADPH) activity; flavin adenine dinucleotide binding. The transcript has 9 exons. The coding region runs from base 114 to 2561 and encodes 815 amino acids. The record is from RefSeq and is a predicted model, not a curated record.
CGUCUUUUUUUCUACGAUAGGAAUGUUCGCGACGUAUUUCGCUGUAGACGUUUCGAUUGUAUUCGGAUUUUAUUUUUCCUCAUUUCGCAUUUGUGUGGUGCACGGUCGCGAAUAUGAAAGCGCGUAAACUGAAUAAAGCGAAAGCAUGGUUGAUAUGUUGCGAAAAAUCGCAAAUUGUCGAUUCUGAUUCGAGCGAUCGAGAAGUUGAGGAGCAUAAAGCGCGGAAUAAAACGAAGAAGCAGCUGGACAACAAAGGAGAGAACAAAGCUGAGGAUAAAAUGGAGAGCGAUGUGGAGAACAAAGUGGAGAACACGAUAGAAAACCAGGUAGACAAGACGGAGGAUAAAGUGGGGAGCAAAACGCAGGGUGGUAUUGAAAAUGAAGUGGAGAACAAAGUGGAGAAUCAGAGGGGCAAGAUAGAGAAUAAACUGGAGGUCAAAACAGAGGACGAUGUCAAAAUAGAGAGUCAAACAGACGAAGUAGAGAAUAAACAGAGGAACAAAACGGAAGGUGAUGUUGAGAAUAAAAUGGAAAACAAAGUGGAGAACAAAGUAGAGAAUCGGACAGACAAGACGGAGAAUAAACUGGAGACCAACACGGAGGACGAUGUCAAGAACAAAGUGGAGAACAAGGUAGAAGAUCAAAUAGACGAAGUAGAGAAUAAAGCAGGGAACAAAAGGGAAAGUGUUAUCGAGAAUGAAGUGGAGAACAACGUGGAGAACCAGAUAGACAAGACGGAGACUAAAUUGCAGGCCAAAACGGAGGGUGAUAUUGAGAAUAACAUAGAGAAGGAAGUAGAAAAUAAAGCGGGAAGUAAAACGGACGAUGAUAUCGAGAAUAAAAUAGAAAAUGAAGUAGAGAAUCAGAUGGACAAGACAGAGAAUAAACUGGAGAACAAAACGGAGGAUCAUGUUGAGAUGGAGAAUCAGAUGGAGAACCAGGUAGAAAAUAAAGUGGGGAGCAAAACGGAAGACGUUGUCGAGAAUAAAAUAAAAAACGAAGCGGAAAGUAAAGUGGAGAUAGAAAGCAACGUCGAUAAUAAAGUGAAUAAUCAAGAAAAGCAGGAAAAUAUUCUUCCCACGUCACACACAACGGAUCAUGGCUAUGAUUAUGAUCUCUUGGUCAUUGGUGGAGGAUCCGGUGGCUUGGCAGCAGCUAAGGAAGCUGUUGGACUGGGAGCGAAAGUCGCAGUUUUGGAUUAUGUGACUCCUUCUCCUCUCGGAACUACUUGGGGUUUGGGUGGUACCUGUGUCAAUGUAGGAUGUAUACCGAAAAAACUCAUGCAUCAAGCUGCGUUGCUCGGUGAAGCUGUUCAUGAAGCAGCAACAUUUGGUUGGCAGUUGGAUCCCAAGUCUGUGAAAAUCGACUGGGAAGCCUUGAGAACCGCUGUACAAAAUCAUGUCAAGUCUGUAAACUGGGUCACUCGUGUUGAGCUUAGGACAAAGAAAGUUGAAUACUUUAAUGCUGCUGGACAUUUUAAGGACGCUCACACAGUAGUUGGAAUUACUAAGAAGGGGGAAGAAAAAAUUCUUACAGCUAAAAAUAUAUUAAUUGCAGUAGGUGGUAGACCUAAGUAUCCCGAUAUUCCUGGUGCUAUAGAAUAUGGUAUAAGUAGCGAUGACAUCUUCAGUUUGGAACGCGCUCCAGGGAAAACCCUUAUUGUCGGUGCUGGAUAUAUUGGUUUGGAAUGUGCUGGCUUUCUCAAUGGUUUAGGUUACGAUACAACGCUAAUAAUUCGAUCGUUGGUGUUGCGUGGAUUUGAUCGGCAAAUGGCAACCCAUGUUGCCGAAGAAAUGGAGCAACGCGGUGUGAAGUUUAAUUAUGAAGCAAAGCUUAAGAAAGUUUCAAAACAAGAGGAUGGCCGUCUUCUAGUCGACUGGAUUGACAAGGAUGGCCAAAUUCAUGAAGACGUGUAUGAUACUGUUCUAUUUGCUAUCGGCCGACGAUCGCUCACUCAAGAACUGAAACCGGAAAACGCCGGAUUAAAACUUGUUCCAGAAACUGGCAAGAUUGACGCAGUUAACGAACAAACGAACAUUCCAAACAUUUACGCGGUUGGUGACGUACUUCAUAAAAAACCCGAAUUAACGCCCGUUGCUAUACACGCGGGUAAACUGCUAGCCAGAAGAUUGUAUGGUAAUUCGACCGAGAAAAUGGAUUACAUAAAUGUAGCGACGACAGUGUUCACUCCUUUGGAAUAUGGAUGCGUCGGGUUGAGUGAAGAAGCGGCAAUCGCGCUCCACGGAGAACAGGAGAUAGAGAUAUUUCACGCGUACUACAAACCAACGGAAUUCUUUGUACCCCAAAAGAAUGUCGAUCGUUGUUACGUAAAGGUUAUCGCGCUUAGACACGGUGAUGAAACGGUGCUCGGAAUGCACUUUGUCGGACCCAAUGCAGGCGAAGUGAUUCAAGGAUUUGCGGCUGCUAUUAAAUGUGGCUUAACAAUCCCGAAACUGAAGUCUACUGUCGGUAUUCAUCCAACUGUAGCGGAGGAGUUUACGCGCAUAAAUAUUACCAAACGUUCAGGCUUGGAUCCUAAGCCGCAAAGUUGUUGCAGUUAAAUCGAUAUGCACGUAACAUCAUUGUGUUUAUGUCGAUCAUAUUCACAGAUUUAUACCGAUUAUCCGAUUAGGAGAUACCCAUAUUCCUAUGGCAAAGAUCAGCUGAAUAUCUUUCGGCUGAAACAGUUUUUCCGUUCUUACGUAUAAAAGCGCUGAAUUUCCGCAGUAUUACAUAAAAUAAAUAAUGAAAGAAUUCACAAGCCAGAAAAAGAGAGAAACAGAUCAUUCUAAUUUGUUACGUCACAUUAUAUCACUUUUUAUACAUAUUAUUUUUCUAAGAAAUGCGCCUUACAUCGUGCGUUAUUGACGCAAAAAAUUAUCGUAAUGCUUAUUUAUGAUAGCAAUAAUAACAAAUUACUAUUAAUA